CUGACACGUGUCAACAUCCAGUUGUUUAGUUUCAGUGCACCGUGGCACACCUGAUCCUCCCUCCCAUAUGUUUUCCUUUUCUCUGGUAAAGUAGGCCAUCCGUCCUUUCUAGCCGUUGCAGUUGUCAUCAUUUCUCUCUCUGUUCCUCCCAUCUCUCUCUCCCACAACACUCGCAUCGGAUUGCGAUCGUUAGAAAACUCCGAGGCGGAGAUGAAGUCGACGAAGACGAGGUUUGCGAAGAAGUUGAGGUCGAUCAAAGCUGGCGAUUACCUGAAGCAGGAUCGGAUUCUGCAGGCGCUCUCAGCCGCCGAUGGGUUAGUAGAGCUCCUCCCUAAGAUCUCCAACCCCAUUCCCCAUCUAUCAAUCGAAUCGAUCCGCAAAAUACCAUGGAAGCUUGAAGAUCGAACUAUCGACGUAUCGAAUGUUCACGGAGAGGAAGAAGCUAAUGGGAGUUUCGUCGGCGACAAAGAGAAUGUCAGGCCUCUGGUGAACCAAAGUAGGCGGGUUUCGGUAGAUCGCAGAGAAGUUAAAGCCGACAUUUCAUCCAGAUCUUCUGACACGGGUACUUGUAGAACAGGCUCCGGAUACGAGUUUAGGAGACCCGAUUUGGAUUCGAGCAGCCUUUUCGAUCCCAAGCUCCUCGAAGCAUUCGAAAGAGCUGUAGGAUAUUACAGGAGACUAAGCGAGAGGACCAGGGAAUCGAGAUUUGAGGGAGAAGAUGACGGCAUUACCUUCCCGGAUAUAAGCGAGAGCGAGGGAAGAGCUGAGGCCAGGCGAAAAUGCUCUGGAAAUGACGGCAAAAACCUUCCGGUAACCACCGACGACCUAAUACAGACUGGAUUUGGAGAACCGGGCCAAAGAAAUGACGACCGUAUAACCCUUCCGGCAACGAUACGCGACGGUGAGAGUCAAGCUGGAGCCGGGGAAAAAGACGAUAGUACUCUCUCCGGAGAAGGACGAGCCGAAGCAGAGGUAAAAGACGACAAUAACCUCCGCAACUCUGUCCGAAUUGACGCGACAGAAGAGGAAGCGGACAUCCCAUUUGACGAUAGUGCUCUUCCGGAGAUAAUAAGCGAGGUCGAGAGUCGAGCCGGAGAAGAGGAGGAAGAAGAAGACGGCGGAGGAAAAGACGGUAAUGCCCUUGCGGAACCGUUGCUGGGAUUCGAGGCACGGUGUCCUCCGGGAGGAGAAAACUCCGUCGUCCUCUACACCACCACGCUCCGAGGAAUCAGAAACACGUUCGACGACUGCAACAAGGUCCGGUUUCUGCUCGACAGCUUCAGGGUCUCGUAUUACGAGAGAGACGUCUCGAUGCACCGGGAAUACAGGGAGGAUCUACGGCGGAUCAUGGCGGCGGAGACGGCGACGGAGCUUCCGGUGCUGUUCGUGAAGGGAGAGUGCGUCGGCGGAGCCCACCGGGUGCUGGGCUUGCACGAGCAGGGGAAGCUGAGGGCUCUGUUCGACGGCGUCCCUGCCGCCGGAGCCGGACGUUGCCGGCGAUGCGACGGAGUGAGGUUUUUGAUGUGUGAUGGCUGCAGAGGAAGCCGUAAGAUUGUUGGUGAUGAUGGGAAGAGGGUGGAGUGCUCCAUCUGCAACGAGAAUGGGUUGAUCGUAUGCCCUUCUUGCUCAUAAGAUUCAUUGAUGGGUUUUUUAUUUGUUCUUUCCAAUAUUGUGACGAAAUUCUUUUGGAGCCCAAUCCCAAUCCUAUGUAUUUUUCGUAUGCAAAUUUUUCAAGA
Tarenaya hassleriana is the source of this 1736-nucleotide messenger RNA. RefSeq lists its product as uncharacterized. The record is from RefSeq and is a predicted model, not a curated record. The transcript has a single exon. NCBI's taxonomy places the organism in Eukaryota, Viridiplantae, Streptophyta, Magnoliopsida, Brassicales, Cleomaceae. Bases 211 to 1632 code for a protein of 473 amino acids.